AAUCAUUGAUAUUAGAAGUUGCAGUCAUGGAGGUGGUGGUAGUAUUGAACUAAGGUCAGUAAAGGAAGGUGAUCUGUUGAGAGGAAAUGUUGGGCUGAAUGCCUCGUGUGGAGUAAAAGGUAAAUGUGAAGGAAGAGGUGACCUAUUUGAUUUAGAAUUAUUGGUAGUAGGAGAUGAUAAUUCAUUUGAAGGCGUAGUAGGUGAAGUGCUGCUUGUUGGUGAUAGGGAAGAAGCCGGUGAUAAUGCAGUCGGAGUUGUAGAGUUAUCAGAGAAUGGCGGAGGUGGUUCUAAUGAAGCCAUUGAAAAGUUUAAAAUAACAAGAUCUGAUCAAAAUUCUGUCAUAAGUACUUAUACUGGUGGUAGGCGGAUCCACAAUCACGGAGGCGACAAAGAAACAGAUACUAACACAAUCAAGCCAAUGACAAAAGGUACAAUGUGA
Messenger RNA from Entrophospora sp. SA101, 439 nucleotides. The record is from the annotation of a GenBank genome assembly. NCBI's taxonomy places the organism in Eukaryota, Fungi, Glomeromycota, Glomeromycetes, Entrophosporales, Entrophosporaceae.